AUGAAUAUGAUGAAGAAAGUGAUGGUAAUAAAUGUAGAGAAAGAGUUCAAUUUGGAGAAGUCAGUUUGUAAUCAUGGUUUCUUCAUGAUGCUCCCUAACCAAUGGGCUCCUUGUUCAUAUUCAUUUCGACGCCCUUUACGACUCGCUGAUGGCUGCUCUUCUGUCAUGGUCUCUAUCUCAUCCUCAACAUUAGAUCAUCAGCAUUUAAUUAUACGCGCUGAGAAACCCGCCUCCCUAUCCGACUCUGAUCGGGACCUCAUUCGGAAACAAGUUGUACGCAUGCUGAGAUUAACAAACAAGGAUGAAAUUGAUGUAAGGAAAUUCCAAGAGGCACAUCCUCAAGCAGCAAGUAAAGGAUUUGGCCGUCUUUUUCGCGCUCCUGAUUUGUUUGAGGAUAUUAUCAAGGCUAUUCUUCUUUGCAACACAUCGUGGAACAGAACACUAGAAAUGUGUCAAUAUCUUUGCGAGCUUCAAGCUGAACUUCACUCGGGUAUGCAUAAAGAUGUUCUUCUAGCUCAAGAUUGUAAUAAGUCUGCUGAUACAACUGUUAGACCAAGAACAAUCAACGAGUACUUUCGUAGUUGCAAAAGAUCAACUUCCAAAAUUAAUCUCAGAGCACUUGGAAACUUUCCAAGCUCAAAAGAGUUGGCUGGUCUAAGCGAGGAAUUUCUUAAACAGCGUUGCAAUCUUGGGUUAAGAGCAAAAUUCAUCAUUGAAGUGGCUAAUUUGGUGGAGAAUGGUGAAUUAAACCUUGGAGAUCUAGAGCUCGAGCUUGAGGAAAGUUUUGAUGAAGCUUCCUAUGAUAAUAACAUUCGCGAUAAGUUGAUGGCAUUGAAAGGAGUCGGUCCAUUUGCCACCAACAACAUUUUAAUGUGUAUGGGAGACUAUCGAAACAUCCCUAUAGAUACUGAAACAAUCAAGCAUUUGUGUGAGGUACAUGAUAGGAAGGAUGCCAGACAAGUUUAUGAUAAAUUUGCGCCUUACCAAUGCUUAGCUUACUGGUAUGAAUUAGUGGAAUCUUAUGAGAGGAAACUUGGGCAGAAACUAAGCAAAUUAUGUCCUUCAAACUAUCACAAGGUAGCUACUAGCUACUUGUCCUCCAACACUAACAAGGAAAAAGAAAGCACAUCUACUGUCACAGCAACAAAAAGAAAGAGGUCUAGCUCGCGAUGACCAUGUAUCGCGCUGCAGCCUGCAAGCUUACUUGUGGCUUCAUUGCUAACAUUCAGACUAGCUUUUACUAUGCAGUAGACACCUGAAAAAACGCAAUUAACACGCCUGACUAGUACUGCCAUUAUUAUUAAUUAGAGCUAGCUAGCAUGCCUUUCUAAUUUGUUUGACAGAUAGUGUGUCUAAAUUCUCUGUUUAAUAGUUGGAAUUUUUGAUUUGUUGAAUUAGUUUGUGGUUCACUUCCAUAGAGAUUUUAACCUAGAAUGGAUCUGU
Molecule: messenger RNA, 1443 nt
Organism: Chenopodium quinoa (quinoa)
Lineage: Eukaryota; Viridiplantae; Streptophyta; Magnoliopsida; Caryophyllales; Amaranthaceae
Exons: 5
Coding region: 1-1173 (390 amino acids)
Biological process (GO): base-excision repair, AP site formation; DNA repair
Cellular component (GO): nucleus
Molecular function (GO): 8-oxo-7,8-dihydroguanine DNA N-glycosylase activity
Source: RefSeq, a predicted model, not a curated record